This is a messenger RNA of Fusarium sp. VM40, 753 nucleotides long. NCBI's taxonomy places the organism in Eukaryota, Fungi, Ascomycota, Sordariomycetes, Hypocreales, Nectriaceae. The record is from the annotation of a GenBank genome assembly.
AUGGACCUAGAUGCAGACCGGAGAACACCAUCACCGGUACCAUCUCUGGGUCACGACACUCUGAGUACUCCCAUAGCAGACAUGCCCACGCCGCCAGCCUUUGCUUCCACCUUCUCGCUACCUAUAAAUGCCGCCAAAAACCAAUCUCUCGAUGCUCCUAGCUCUCCAAGCAUCACAACUGAUAACGACUUGUUUCCUCCUUUGUUGCCUCAGACCGAGACAUGUGCAAUGGACAGACCCGAUAUGUCUAUCAUUGGUGGAACUCCCGACUUUCUCCUCCUGUAUUGCUUCAACAUGCAGCGCGCUGUAAACUUUUACUCGCGCUGUUUCGGCUGGCAAUUCUAUGGCGACAUGAAUGCUCAGCAGUCUGACGACCCCUACAUGAGACAAUGGGGAUCUUCGCACUUUGACGUGCAGCCCAUGAACUUCUUCAACUCGAGCCAGAGCGGGGGAUCUUGCAUCACAGGAGCUUUGAUCCAAGCAAGAAGCAUGGGAGACGAUCAUGCUCAACUCGAGCACAAGAGACAAAUGGCCAUGGCGAAAGGCGCAACACCUUCAUGCCACAUUCGCGUGGCUGAUCUGGGAAUGGCUGAGUCGUUGAUUGAAUACCACUACGGCGAGGUCAAGCAGUUGCGAUUCGGCGUUCGACAAUGCAUCAUGGACAUUGGCGAGUUUGUCGACCCUGAGGGAAACUUGAUUGGCCUCGUGUCUCUGCACCCGGAAAAUGCCAUUACCACAGGGAAUGUGGAUUAA